Hypoxylon fragiforme is the source of this 1527-nucleotide messenger RNA. RefSeq lists its product as uncharacterized. Gene Ontology annotation, molecular function: oxidoreductase activity; FAD binding. Bases 1 to 1527 code for a protein of 508 amino acids. NCBI's taxonomy places the organism in Eukaryota, Fungi, Ascomycota, Sordariomycetes, Xylariales, Hypoxylaceae. The transcript is spliced from 5 exons. The record is from RefSeq and is a predicted model, not a curated record.
AUGAUGCGGCUUUACUUAUUCGUGACGCGCGGCAUCAGCCUCUUCUCCCUUGCCAAGGCAUUUUACCUGGAUGAUGAUAUGUGUCUAGCAACACGGGCAACCCCACCAAACCCUCAGAUAGAGCAUGAUCUUGGACCCUUACUUGACAGUUCUUCAAGUAUAUUUGGUCCAGAUGACCCACGAUGGUAUAAUGCUACGGCUAGAUGGCAGGCCUACCUGCCUCCUCACCCCUUUAUCGCCGUGCAAGUCGGGGUAGAGCGGGACAUCGCUACUGUCGUCGAAUACUCUAAGCGCAAUGGUAUCCCCUUUUACGCUGUCAACCGCGGCCAUGGCCUUGCAGCACAGCAGGGAAAUUUCACUGGAAUCGAGAUUGACUUGCAAUUAUUGACCAACAUUACUCUUGCUGAAGAUCGGCAGUCUGCCCUUUUCCAGGGAGGAACUUAUGAUCAGCAGGUCAUCGACUACCUCUGGGACCUUGGCUAUGUGACUACUACCGGUAGCUGUGGCUGCGUUGGCAUGCUAGGCCCCGGCCUAGGGGGUGGCCACGGGCGAUGGCAAGGGUUCCACGGGAUGAUCAGCGACAACUUCGUCAAGCUGAACGUCGUGCUCGCAGACGGGUCGGCUAUUGAGGUCUCGCAGGACUCUCACGCCGACUUAUUCUGGGCCAUGCAAGGUGCCGGUCACAACUUUGGAAUCGUGACAAGCUUCGAGCUCAAGAUCUACCCGCGUCUAUACGACACAUGGUAUUUCAAGAUUUACAUCUUCACUCAAGACAAGCUGGAGCCGUUGUUUGAAGAGCUGAAUAAGCUGCAGAAUAAUGGCACCCAGCCUAUCAACAUGGCUGCGCAGUUUGGGAUGUAUCUCAUUAACACGAACUUUAGUAAAACAGAGGCCGUAAUCUGGUGGUCUUUCGCCUACGCGGGCACUCAGGCGGAAGCGCAACAGUACUUGACACCGUUCGAUAGUCUCGGGCCCGUCAAUAUCACGGACGGCAACGUCCCGUACACAGAAAUUAUGCAUGUCACAGGCACCGGCGUGGGCGACAGUCUUUGCGACAAGGGGCUGGCUCGCCAUGUCGGCACCGCCGGUUUGCAGGUAUACAACAUCACGACGCAGCGCCAGAUCUACGACCUGUUCAACAAGAAAAUAGCCGAGUAUCCGGCGUUCGCUGCAGACACUGCCGUGAUCAUGGAAGGCUACUCGAUUGAAAACGUGAGGAACAAGGACCCGAAGGCGUCGGCGUAUCCGCUCCGCGAUGACUAUCUCCUCAUGCAAACCGUCGUUUCAUACCUGCCAAAUUCGAGCCUCGACGCUGCUGUGAUGGAGUGGGCUCGGAAUAAUGUCGACCUGUGGAACGAAGGCCAGCCAGGGAGGCUUCCGACGACCUACGUCAACUACGGGUCGGGUGCCGAGUCGCUGGAGUCCAUCUAUGGCUACGAGCCGUGGCGUCUUGAGAAGUUGAGGGCACUUAAGAAACGGUAUGACCCGCAUAACCAAUUCCGCUAUUAUUUUCCCAUCAUCCAGUAG